Mytilus trossulus (common blue mussel) is the source of this 4372-nucleotide messenger RNA. RefSeq lists its product as uncharacterized. The transcript is spliced from 9 exons. The coding region runs from base 426 to 2543 and encodes 705 amino acids. NCBI's taxonomy places the organism in Eukaryota, Metazoa, Mollusca, Bivalvia, Mytilida, Mytilidae. The record is from RefSeq and is a predicted model, not a curated record.
AGUUAAAACUUUGUCAUUAUAAAGAUCAUUAGAACAUCAGUACCUUUGAUCGGGAAAAUCUUAGUGAUCGGUAACGGGUUUCCACUAUUUAUUUAAAGGAUCAAGAUUCAUUCAUAAGAUAGAAACGUGGAAGAAUAUUAAGACAAAUGGUUUAAAUCUCGAGUUGAUGUGCUCGUUCAGGCAGUAAUAAUUGUUUUGUAUGGACAGGGGUUAUCUGUGAUUGUUUAAGUGUGUAUUGUACAAUACCCAGAAGAAAGAUGACAACAGGUUCAUGAAAUAUUAUGCACCGUGCAUUAUAGUAAUUGAGUUUCUGCCACGUUCCGGCAUAAAACAACUAAAUGUGAUAUACUUGGAAGGUUAUCUAAAUUGAAGCAUUGAUUAAGGAUGUGAAUUAUUGUGCAGUUUAAAGAUAGACAGAAAGAAGGAUGGCACAAAGAUAUAUAACAGCAAUGGACUUUGCUGACAUGCAUGCUAGGAAGAUACUUAGGAAGCAAGCAAUGAAAAGACCCUUAGGUGAAAUAGAAAUAAAACAUCGAUAUUACCCUCCACAACCAGUAUUAUCCUGUCGAACUGUCAAUAUCGAUGUGACGGGGACAAGGACAUAUCGGCCAAAAUCAUCCACAGACAUCAUCAAAGAACAACAUCAACUUAUACACUCCAUAUACAAUAAACCAAGAAACAUACAGUCAGCUCCGUCCAAGGGAAGACGCCCACAAUCCCCCAACAGACAGUAUUAUGGUGACCAGGAUCAUCUCAGGAAAUUUAAACGUUUAAACAUUGAGAUUCAAGGAAGACCGCUGACUUCCUCCAAAUCACAGCCAUCAACACCAAGAGCUAACAGACCCAGGUCCAAUUUACGUCCAAAAACAGCAGGAGCAGUACAAAAAUCUGAAGAUCGAAAAAAGAAAAAUGAUCCUCUUUUGGUGUCAAGUAGACAAACGAAAGAAUUAACGCAGAAAAUUCAUGAGCAUUGGGAACCAGACCACAACAACUUAAACCAGGGUGUGUUUGUAAGGGGACAAUCCAAGGAGGGUCCCACUAGCUUUGAUAGUUGGCUGAUGUUUGGGGGAACACCGGCAGACGGAUCCACUGGCAUUGUGGAUGCAUUUGCUUUAACAGAAGAGACAGAGUAUUACAACAUAGAGAGUAGUGUUGGUAGUAAGGUAGCUCAGCAGUUACAGAAAGGGGAUAAAGUUAGAAUUGGCAUAAAUGGCAGUGUCCAGUCUCAAGAUCUUAAGGUCAAGAAAUGGACCAGGGAAACAAGCUACAUAAAGGAAGAAGAACCUGAAAGGAAAAGUAAUGGUGUCAUGAUCAUUCCACUUUGUUGGGAUGAUGCAGUUACCAGUCCUGUAACAAAAGUUAUCUCCCCUAGAGGGGAACCAGAGGAAAGAGCUAAACCAAAUUUAUGUGAGACACAUCCAGUUUUGUUUACUAAAGAAAAUGAGGAAGAUAGAAUGAAAGAAAAAAUAAGUAUGACAAUUAUAGAAAGACCAGGGAGUUAUAAAGUAAAACAUCGUCCAAAAUCACGUACAUAUGUUACUGGUCAUGAACAAAAUAAUAAACUUGUAGACAUAACUAUAGACCAAAAAUCAUUGGAUGAUGAAUCCAUGCUUCAUAAUUUAUCGGUGGACGAUGUUUUACGCCAUACACUUGAUAACCGACGGACACAUCAUAGGUCAGAGGAUAGCCUGGAUGGCAGUAGUAUUUAUUUUGAACAGAACGGAAUGUCUCCAAGGAUGGAUGAUGGAAAAGAAAAUGUGCGCAGUCCUAGCAAAAUUAGUAUUGUGGAUUCACAUGCUAGUGACAGAAGUGAUAUAAGUUCUAAACAGUCUAAAGCCAAAGUUGUGACCUUGAACUAUAGUAUUGGUCGAUCAAAGACAUCUGAUUUAGUAGUUGGUCCUCCAACGGGAUCUCUUGUACGAUCUAACACAGAUAUUUCAUUGAAGUCUGCAAGUUCUGUCAGAGGCAGUGAUAGAUCAUAUAGAAAUGGUGAACGUUCUGGUUCAAAACUUGGUUAUCGUAGUUCUUCUGGAAGAUCAGGGCGUAUUGGAAGUCCAGCAACAUACUCAAGUUUUGGUCCUAAAUCUGAAACUGAAUAUAUUCAGAUUUCUUCUCAAAUCAAAAUGCCUAUUCCUAAUCCAACACACCCAAACCUACCAAAACAAGAUGAAUAUAUAUCUCAAGCAAAAACUAAUGAAGCAAUAAGACAGGUCACUAAGCAGAACAAAGUGCAGGUUGUUGAAAAAGAACGAGAGGUCAAACAAACGACCCCGGCACCUGCUCCGUCUCCAGAACCUCCUAUGGAAGAAAGAGAGGAAACCAAAGUAGCAGAUCCCAAAAGAUCAGCACCUCUAUCACCUGCAACUGUUUCUAUAAAUAUACCAACAGCUGAACAGUUUGAAGGUGAAUCUCCAUGGCCGACAAAUAGAACAGGGACUGAGGUAGAAACCACUAGUCGCCUCAAAAAAGAAGGAACUGAUUUACAGAAAAUAACAGAAAGUUCUAUUGAAAAAACUGUAAAAUUUAAGGAUGAUGUGUCUUGAUAUGCUUUGACAUUGUUUUAGAGCUGCUCUAAUUAUACAUUGUGUACUUAAGAAUAGGUAUUAGUGGAAGAUGCUGUAUAGAUAUAAACUAUAGUGAGUUACUGUCUCAUGGUUUAUAUCUUAUCAGUAUAUGGUAUGCAUUUCUUUAGUAGUUGAUUUUGAAUCAUUUUUAUAUUUUUUAUCAAACUUAAAGAUAGUCUAAAGUUUGUACAUUUUCAGGACUGGGAUAGUGAAGUUACUAAAUUAUUGAUUCAGUUCACAGUAAACAGAUUGUUUAAAACAAAAGCUUGAAAAAUUUAAUUUAUCAUUGUGAUUAUGUUUAAGUGAUUAUGUCCCUAUUAUGGUAUAAGUUAGUGCAUUUAUUCAUGUACUUCUUGUGAAGAGAAGUGUCAUAUCACCUAUAUUUAUGGGAGAUGAUUCAUUUCAUAAUCAGGGUAUACGAAAUACAUUAUAGCCAGAAACCAGAAAUUGUGAGAAUUUUUUAUGCAUUUGAAGCACUUUUAAUGUUUAUGAUAUAUUUGUAAUUGCAGAAUUGUCUUUUUUAUAAGAUUUUAUGCAAUUGUAUAUACAGAAUAAUUAAAGUGAAAUUUUACAAAAAAUUUAGAUUUCCCAAAAAUUAUUUAAAAAUGUAAGCUUGAAUUAUCUGUGUAGUGAAGAUAAUUCAAGAAAUUAAAAAUUAUUUUUAAGAUGAUUUUCAUCUGUCAGAUCUAGCUCUUACUGAUGUGUGCCUUAAGUAAAAAGAUACAUCGAAAUUGUCAAUCAAAACAACACAGUAAUCAUAUAUUUUCAGAGAAUUUAAGUGACAAUUGUAGAAAAUGUUUGAAGUUUUGAUUGUAGAAAAUAUACAUGUAUUUUUUAGUUUUAAUGAUAAAUAAUAAUGGGAUACAACUCCUAACAGUCAUGUAUUUCUUUUCAAGCUGGUUCAUAUCAUGUUAGAUUGUUUUUCAUUUAUUUAUUUGUUUGUUUAUCAAUAUCUCAAAUUUAACCAGUAAACAUUCAUUAACUGUUUUUAAAAAUAUUCGUUUAGUAUUAAUUUCAUGAAGUACAGCUUUAACAUUUAUUUAGUAUCUUCCAAAAAUAAUCAAAUAACUCAAACACAUAGAAGAAUAAUGUAUUUUAUCAGCAACCCAAGUAGACAACUUUUUUCAUGCACUUUUCGUUAUUAUGAUUUCAAAAAAUCAUUUUGUGAUUCAUAAAAGUUGUUUUGUUUUAAACUGGGUGUGAAAACUUUAUAUUAACUAUAAAAAGGGAGAUUAUUAGCAAGGGCUAUAUUUCUGCUAAUUUUGUGAAUUUUGAUAACAUUGCUAAUAUGUUCCUUUCCACUUAAAUUUGAAGUUCAGUAUUAGUAUUAGGGAUCAUAAACUAAAAAUUGCAAAGUUAAGUCUCCUGUUUUUUCCACUUUACACUAAUCAAUGUUGUAAAAGAGGAAAUCAAUGGACAUAUUCAUGUAUGCCUUUAUUUAACUUGCAUGUUAUAUUGUUUUAAUGCAACACCCAUACACAGAUCUCUUGUUGAACUGAACAUAAAAUAAAAUAAAGUUUAAAUGUUAUCAAAUUCACUCUCAACUAAUCUUAAUUAAAAAAAUCAUUGCAUCAAUGUGUGCAUUUGAGGUAUAGAAUUUUCUAUAGAAUUUAAACAAGUAUUUUUUUAAUGUGCCAAUGAUUGUAGUCAUACUGCAUUUGUUUUUGAUUUUUUUUCUAUUAUUAUAAUUUGUACAGUGUAUAAUCAUUUCUUUUUUUUAUCAACAAAUAAUGUUGUUUUUACUGACAUUAUUUCAUAUUUAUCUUUUUAUUUUUAGAUUUUGUCAUGACAAAUUUAUUUUAGAUUUU